Symbiodinium sp. CCMP2592 is the source of this 1134-nucleotide messenger RNA. The record is from the annotation of a GenBank genome assembly. NCBI's taxonomy places the organism in Eukaryota, Dinophyceae, Suessiales, Symbiodiniaceae.
AUGCCUACUUUCGGGAGCGCCAGCCCGGACAACCAGCAGGAAGGCUUCUGGGGCACGUUGCCGUCGGCAUGGGAUCAUCCCGAGCCCAACUACUUGGUAAGUGGCGUUGUGGGCGAGUUCUGGAGCGUCUUGACCACUAUACCAGUGGCAGGGGCGCUGCUAUUGUACCUGGGGCUGCGCUUUGGCUAUGGCUCCAAGGUGAUGGCGAUCUACGCGGUCACUUGCUGUAUGUACUCAUUAGCCUUCACUGCUCAUCUGACACUUCAGAUGCACAUCUUCUCCACGACUGUGAUUGCAGUGAUGAGCAAUGCGCUGCUGACCUUCGUGAUGUUCAGCCACGUGGUGCACAGGGCCUUGGAGAGCGUCCUUUUACGUGGGGCGAUUGUCAUCGCUGCUGAGACCGUGCUGGUGAGUACGGUCGCGACUCUGCCAUACAGGCUAGAGCAUGGUGGAGUCUGGACUUUGUUCAUCGUCCAGGCUCCCGGGGUCUUCUUAGCCACGGCUCUCGCCGGCAUCAUGGCCCGGACUUCAAAGAGGGCUGCAGAGAAAGCCACGUACGGCUUGGUCACCACUGCUGGCAGUCUUCUGAGCUCAGCGAUGGUCUUGUCCCUCGUGGAGUGCCUUGUUGGAUUCGAGUGGGGUUUCAUCGAGAGAAUGUGGGGCUUCCCAUGGCUGCACAUAGCCAUCCACAUGCUGGAGCAGGUUGGGAUCUACGUUUUCGGCGUGGGCGUUGCCGCUCUGGAGGCUCUGCUCUUGCGGCCAGACGCCUUCAAGGGGGCAGAGGUGCGCUACCUCGGUUGGUUUGUAUAUUUGUAUUAUCCUGGAAAGUCCGAGCCUCUGGCCGGCUUGCUCAAGAAUGCUGGUGAUGUGGUGAAGCACGGAGCCUCUGUGCAAACUACGGCGGCCAUGACUGCCUCAGGUUUGGAGGCCACACAGACACAGAUUCCCAGGAACGGCAUCGAGGCGGACGUCCCGGCUCGUGGGCUCUCAGGCCAAAAGCCGUCUCUUGGGGCAAAUGGCCGCCCGGGCCAGCCUGCAGCGCAGGAGGCGUUGCAGCGUCGGAAACGAACCGAGAGCCCGGGCGUGUCAAACCUGGUUGCAAGACCCAAGGGCCCGAAGCCAGGAGACACGUGA